Molecule: messenger RNA, 1743 nt
Organism: Aureococcus anophagefferens
Lineage: Eukaryota; Pelagophyceae; Pelagomonadales; Pelagomonadaceae
Exons: 1
Coding region: 1-1743 (580 amino acids)
Source: RefSeq, a predicted model, not a curated record
AUGGGCCCCCGGCGGGCCCAGCAGGGCGCGGCGACGCGGGCCGGCAACGUGCUGGCGCCGACGCCGAGCGCCGAGCGGCCGACGACGGCGGACCUCUACUCCAUGCCGUCGGCGCCGCCGGUCGCCGUGCCCCGCGUUGCCUGCCCGACCUGGAGCAGCCAGUACGAGUCGUCCGUCGAGACCUUCGAGAAGACGUCGGCGAAGAAGCGGGCGGCGCCGCGCGGCGGCCGGGCGGCCGGCCGCCGCGGCGGCCGCGGCCGCGGCCGCGGGCCCGCGGCGCCGCCGCCGCCGCGCGCGGCGGCGGCGCCGCCGCGGGGCCCGUCCGCGCCGUCGACGCCCGAGGCGCCGCCCGGCCGCUGGGACGCCGGCGCCAUGGACGCGGAGCUCGCGCAGCUCCUCGCCGCGAGCGGCGCGCCGCCCCAGCGCCGGGAACCGCCGCCCGCCGCUGUGCCGCCGCCGCACCGGAAGCUCGAGGCGUCGAAGUCGGCGCCGCCGGGCGCCUUCCUCGCGCGCGCGUCGCACCUCUACGACCCGGGCCGCACGGCCCCGGACCUCAUCGCCAAGAAGCACGCCGCCGGCGCCAUGACGGGCGACUACUGGGACAAGCUGCUCCACUCGCACCACCGGGAAGCGUUCGACAAGGUGAAGCGGUGGAAGGCGGACCGGCAGGCCGCGCGCGACCGCGAGCUCGGCGGCCAGGCCCAGCUGCUGGCGUCGGCCCAGGCCCAGCUCCAGCGCCUCGGCGGCGACGACGACGGGCUCCGGGCCGUCCUCGCGGGGCUCGUCGCCGAGGUCGAGGCGCCGAAGAACGCCGCGCCGCGGCCCCGGCCCCAGCCGCAGCCGCCGCAGCCCAAGCCGCCGCGCCGCGCCAAGCCCCAAGCGAAGCCCCCGGCGAAGCCCCCGGCAAAAAUCCCCCGGCGGCCGCGGGGCGACGCGCGCGCGAACAACGACGCGGCGCCGCUCGCGCCGCCGCCGCCCGAGCCGUUCGUCGAGCGGCCGAGCGCCGUCGAGGCGCGGCCGGCCCUCGCGACGCCCGCGGGAGAGCGGCCGAGCGCCGUCGAGGCGCGGCCGGCCCUCGCGACGCCCGCGGGCGAGCCCAAGGCCGCCGCGCGGAGCCGCGCGGCGACGCCCCACGGCGACGGCGGCGGCGGCCGGCGGAAGGUCUCCGGCGCGGAGCAUCGGCCUCACGACGCGCCGCCGGGCGCCCACGACGCGCUCGCGUCGCCCGCGUCGCCCGGCGGCGCGUCGCCGGAGGGCGCGCCCGCGUCCGCCUGGGACUGGGGCUCCUGGAACGACGGCGUCGACGACGACGACGCGCGGCCCGCGUCGACGCGGCCGGGCGACCAGCCCGCGCGGCCGCGCGCGCCGACGCCGCACGGCGCGGCGCCGCCGGACGACGCGCCGGCGCCGUCCAUCUCCUGGGCGUCGGGCGUCGACGGCGCGGCGCCCGACGACGACGACGACGACGACGACGACGACAUGUGGUGGCCCGAGCCCGCGGCCCCGGCGGACGCGCCGCGCGCGGCGGCCGCCGGCGCCUUGAACGCCGCGAGCCAGCCGCCGUCCAUCUGCCCGACGCCGAGCCGGAGCGUGCGCUUCGCGGCGGACGUCGGCGGCCCGGGCGGCGGCGGCGGCGACGACGAGGACGCGGCCAUGGACGACUUCGACGCGUUCCUCGGCGCCUUCGCGGGCGAGCGCGAGCGGCAGCGGGCGGGGCUCUCCCUCCUAAAGCCGCACCCUUAG